This is a messenger RNA of Glycine soja, 2808 nucleotides long. RefSeq lists its product as uncharacterized. NCBI's taxonomy places the organism in Eukaryota, Viridiplantae, Streptophyta, Magnoliopsida, Fabales, Fabaceae. The transcript has 3 exons. The coding region runs from base 768 to 2378 and encodes 536 amino acids. The record is from RefSeq and is a predicted model, not a curated record.
GAGGCACAACCCAAGAGAGUAUUUCAACCCGACAUUCAUACCGGACCAUGUCGUAUUGAAAAGCACGAACCGUACCUCUUUCUUCUUCGCCUUCUUCGUUCGAUCCUUCUCCCUUUCGAUCCUCGAUUUCCCUGUAAUUAUUUUUCCUAAUUCUUCAAUCGAGUCCCUGUUUCGUUCAAUUCCCGUUUUCUUCUUCCGUUUGAUCCCAAAAUCGUUCCCUUUUCAUAACCUUCGUCGUUUUUUAGGGUUAGGGUUUCGAUUCGGUCUUUCAGGGUCAUAAGAUCGUCGUUUUUUUGUUCUGUUACCUCCAAAACUCCUGGUUUUGGUUCUUAUUCGCUUGAUAUUUCGUCCCAAUCUGGCAAAAUUUCAGGACGCGCUUACGAUUCUAGGGUUUCGUUCCGGUCGAAUUUUAGGGCUUUUUGAUCUUUGAAUUUCUGGAGGGGUUUUCUGUAAAUUUCUUGAGGGGUAUGAUUCCUUCCUAUACCUGACAAAAUUCUAGCGGUCGUAUUGUUUUUAAUUUAUUGAUUUCUGGGGUGACUCAAGAAUCAAGGGUUAGGGUUUGACAUACAAUUCGGUAUUAUUCUAAUUAGGGAAAUUCAAUUGGGGUUACGCUCUUUGGCGACGAGGAACAGCCUUUGCUGUUUCAUUCUGUAUCCAAUUCUCUUCAAUUAGAAUUUUGAUUUUAGUUUGACCCUUAAUUGUUCCCAAGUGCUGUGUUUGGCGGGUUGUCUGAAGUUUGAAUUUUGAAAGAAUUGACAAGAAUCAGAAUGGGGUAUAAGAGAUGCCAUGAGGCUAAUGAAUUUGAGGAUCUUUCUUUGAACAAGGCAAAACGUUUUGAAUGCAACAAUGAACUGGUUUCAUUAGCUGAUAUUGUUACACCCAACAAGGCCUUUGCCCAGACUGUUAUUAAAGGUGAUGAUGAAGAUGGCUUUUACAAUAUUCAAUGGCAUGAUCCACUUGAAACAGAUGCUGCCAAGGAAUUUCCAUAUACUGGUGACAAGAAUGUUCAAACCAGUGGCCACUUCAGCUGCUAUUCUAGUGAGGAUGAUACUGGUUCUGGGGCAACAUCAUUAUCAUCUGCUUCCUCUUGUUGUUUGGAAUUUGAUAUUCCGCAGAAAGCAUUUGUUCCUUUCGAUGAUGACUAUUUGGCCUUUGGUUGCUCGCCUAGAAAAUCAGUUCCCAUUGGACCAAAUCAUCAAGCCACUGUUCCUGUUUGGAGGGGAAAAGUGAAUAAGAUGUCAGAGUUAGGCAUAUACAAUCAUGACAGUCCCUCCUCUGGCUUAGUAUCAGCUCAUACCAUUGAUGAAGAUGAAGAGAGACUCAUGGGGACUUCUGUGCUCUCAAUGGAUGAAUCUAGCUUUCAUUUGUUAAGUAGUAACGACAUUGGACAAGGCAGGACAGAGUGUAAUUGCAUGGAUCGCGGCUCCAUCAGAUGUGUUAGACAGCAUGUUAGGGAAGCACGUGAAAAUUUGAUGGAGACUCUUGGGGAGGAAAAAUUUGUGAACUUGGGCUUUUGUGACAUGGGAGAGGAUGUUUCACGGCAAUGGACUGAGGAGGAAGAAGACAUGUUUCAUGAGGUUGUCUACAGCAAUCCUGCAUCAUUGGGUAGAAACUUUUGGAAGCAUUUGUCAGUCACUUUCCCUUCUCAAACCAAUAAGGAAAUUGUCAGCUACUAUUUUAAUGUUUUUAUGCUGCGGAGGAGGGCUGCUCAGAACAGGUCCAGAUUUUUGGAUAUUGAUAGUGAUGAUGAUGAAUGUCAAACAAGAAAUCCUAGGAUUUUUGGUUUUGAAAAUUCAGAUGAUUCUGCCAUUGAGUCUCUUGGUGAUCAAGAUGUCCGCAUGGAAAACCAAGAUAAUUCUGAUGAUGAUGAUGACAAUAACAGUGAUGAUGGAACUGAAGAUAAUGUUCAUGGAAGUGAUAUGGGAAACACCACUGAGAUAGAGGGUGAGAUUGAUGAAAGUCCAUCAAAUUUGCAAGUGAACUCACAGAUUGAGCCUUGGAGUAAUCCUGAUGAGCAUGUCAAUGGGACUCCAGGGAUCCUGAACUACAAUAUUGCUGUCGGGGAUGACUCCUGUAUGUCUUUCGAAUGUGAUGCCAAUAUGGAUGUGUCUUGCCAUUCUCAUGGUUUAGGAGAUGCUAGUUCUGCUUUGCAAGCUAGGGGAUUUAAAUGUGAUCAGAGUCCACAUAUGAAGGAAAAACUUGAUUUGUCCAGCAAUGAGAUGGAUCAUGUUUAUUUGUUGGAGCCCUGUGUUGCUAAAGAUUGGUGGUAUCCUGGGUACUCAACAUGUCCGACUCCAAGUACAGAUUUAGACUUCUUACCUACCUCCAAUUUGAUUGAAGAGUUUUUUGGUCAUGGUACUCGGGAUAAAGAGACCUGAAGUGACUGAGGUAUUAACUCAUGAAGUAUUUUUGGCACCAGCAUGGCAGAUUUAAGUUAAUUGAGGGUGCCAAUCCUGGUUUUAGAAAGUUCCAGUCAUGGACGUGUUAUUUGAGUACCAAGAAGGAGCUACUUAAUAGUGGUGGAGGUUAGGUGUAAAAUACAAAUAUCCAAGGUUGGAAUGGAAAAGCCUUCUAUUCUUUAUUUCUUUGUUUUAUUUUUUUUCUUUUAUGCCAGAAAGGAGAGGGUGAGGAUAGAGGUACAUUUGAUGUUAAUUUGUAUAUACUUCGUGUUUAUCUCACCGUUUCCUAAAAAAAAAUGGGUUCUUCCCGUUACUGUUCAUUUUACUACCUCACAAUUUGUAUGAUAUAAUGUAAAAAGCCUGUUUGAAUUUGAAUAUUGUCUCGUAUUCUCAUAAAUUUUUUGUCCUA